AUGAGCAGUAUAGUAUCAUCCUCGACAAGUAUGAGAAGUACUCCUACGCAGUUUGCAUAUGACGCAGAACCAACAGAAUGUGUAAAUGAUACAAGUAAUAAUAUUAAUAAAGAAGUUGGAAGAGAAAGAAGUAAUAGCAAUCGACAGCAAAUAUCUGCAGCUACAGUGGAAUCUAUAAAUGGAACUACUUCUGUGGUGACAACAAAAGUUUCAACUGAUGAUACAUUAAGUAGCUCACCGGGAUCAUUUAUAUCAACAAACAACAACAAUAAUAAUAAUAUAAUAGCGUCUAACUCAAUAUCAGGUUCAAGAAUUAAUGAUAAAAGAUCUGUAGUAAUACAAACCCCUAAGAAAGAAAAAGAAAAUCAAACAGUAUCACCGACACAAAUAAAAUGGGAAGAUCAAGAACCUAGUAAUAACGAUGAAGAAGAAGAGACGGACAAUGAAGCACAACAUUCAGACACUGUAGAACCAGAUUUCGAUUAUAAAUUUGAUUCGAAUAAAAUUGUAACAUUAUCAACAGACAAAUUAAUUCAAAUGUUAACUGCAUUAUUAGAAAAAAUUAUAAAUUCAAAUGACAGAUUAAAUCAUAAUGGCUCGCCGACAGAUUCAUUAGUUGAUAGUAAUAAUGAUAGCAUUAGUAAUAAUAAAAAUGGCAAUAAUAUAAUAGAUUUAGGAAAAAAUUCAGAAAACACAUCAUUAAUUAAUUCAAUAAUCAGUUUUAAAGGUAAACAUGUACCACAAAUUGGUCUUGAGCAAUACUUUCAUAGAAUUCAAAAAUAUUGUCCAACAACAAAUGAUGUCUUUUUAUCAUUAUUAAUAUAUUUUGAUAGAAUUUCUAAAAAAUGUAAUAGUAAACUACAAGAAGCAGUGAUGUUAAAGGAAAAUGAAAAAUCUUGUGAUGAACAAGAACAAGAUUUUGAAAAUGAUAGUCUAGUAGAAACCGAAGAUAAAGAAUUACUUCAGAAUGGUGAAAAAUGUAUGGAAGAAGGACAACAAUCUUUAAAAGAAAAGGAAGAACAUCAUCAACAACAAACAUUCGUAAUGGAUUCAUUUAAUAUCCAUAGAUUGAUAAUUGCAGGUAUUACAGUUAGUACAAAAUUCUUUAGUGAUUUCUUUUAUAGUAAUUCAAGAUACGCUAGAGUUGGUGGUAUUUCCUUAAAAGAAAUGAAUCAUUUAGAAUUACAAUUUCUUGUAUUAUGUGAUUUUGAGAUGCUAAUUUCUGUUGAAGAAAUGGAAAGAUAUGCAAAUUUACUUUAUAGAUUUUGGGAUAAUGAUAAUCAAAAUACAUCGGUUGAUGUUGAAUAA
Messenger RNA from Maudiozyma saulgeensis, 1308 nucleotides. The record is from the annotation of a GenBank genome assembly. NCBI's taxonomy places the organism in Eukaryota, Fungi, Ascomycota, Saccharomycetes, Saccharomycetales, Saccharomycetaceae.